Molecule: messenger RNA, 378 nt
Organism: Ostertagia ostertagi
Lineage: Eukaryota; Metazoa; Nematoda; Chromadorea; Rhabditida; Trichostrongylidae
Source: the annotation of a GenBank genome assembly
AUGAGACGGCGAGAUGUGCGCGGUAUUCCAGUUCGCUUGGCGAUCAGGUUGACUGGCAAGAGCGUUUCGAUAUUGGGAAGGAAUGGAAUCAAUGGAACUCGAGCACAUUACGAAUGCAUGAAAUCGCUGAUGGCGUACGGAGGAUGGGGAUACAAUUACGAUGUCAUGAUCAAGACUGUGUACGAGACCGUUAAUAUACUACGAGCUCUCGGAGGAGCAAAUGAUGUGCACGCACGAAUGACGUCAGCACAGCUGAACGCGUCGUUGACAUUUGCCCGAGGAGCUGCGCAUGCGUCACUGUCACGUGCUGCUGCUGACUGGAUGGUGAACACAAUAGACCUCACAAAAACAUUUGAACAGCUCGAUCGCAACGUAUGA